GGUCCCUUAUUCUCGGUCCCUGCGGCGUGCGGGACGGAGGUUGGGGAAGAGAGGGGACGCGAUGCUGAAACCGGCGCCCGGCAUCGCAAUGCCUUCAGGCGACCUGCUCCCAAAGUAUCCCCGGGGCAGGAAGGGGCGGCGGCGGAGGAGCCCGCCCAAAGUGCGGCAGGUAGCGGCCGCUGGCGGGGGAGCCCCUACCAUGUCCGGGCACAUCCUGGAGGCGGUGGGGUCUUCCCGGGACCGCCGCGGCCUCUCGCUGGCCGGCGUCAAGAAGGCGCUGUCGGCCGCCGGUUACGACGUGCCGCGAAUCAAUUCGCGGGUGAACCAGGCGGUGCGGAGCCUGGUGUCCGCCGGCUCGCUGCUGCGGACGGCAGGCGCCGGGGCAUCGGGUUCCUUUAAAAUCAACCGGCAGCACCAUCAGGAGGGUCAGAACCGCCCGGUGGCAGCAGCGGCCGCCGCUAGCCCCAAGCCUCGGGGUCGGCAGCGGAGGGCCGCCCCCACCCGCGGCAGGAAGAGGAGCCCGGUCCGGAAGAAGAAACCGCCGCGAGGCGGCCGGAAGAAGGGCAGAACCGCCGGCGGACGGAGGAAAGCGGCCAAAGGAACCGGGGUCCGGAGACCCGGUGGCCGCAUUCGGGCGGCCCGGAAAGCGACCAAGGAGCCGUUGCCGGGAGCUGAGCCGCCGCCCGGGGGGCAGGGAGCUCAACCACAGACGGGAGGAGGAGAGAGCGGCUCCGAGGAAGCUGAGCCAGGGGCUGGGGAACGGGGGAAAUAA
Hemiscyllium ocellatum (epaulette shark) is the source of this 772-nucleotide messenger RNA. Its product is annotated as histone H1-like. Bases 62 to 772 code for a protein of 236 amino acids. Gene Ontology annotation, cellular component: nucleosome. NCBI's taxonomy places the organism in Eukaryota, Metazoa, Chordata, Chondrichthyes, Orectolobiformes, Hemiscylliidae. Gene Ontology annotation, molecular function: DNA binding. The record is from RefSeq and is a predicted model, not a curated record. The transcript has a single exon. Gene Ontology annotation, biological process: nucleosome assembly.